AUGCGUCUCCUGCGCGGACAACUCCUCCUCGCUCUCAUCGUAGGAGUGAGUGCUCUUCCCGUCGCGGACAAAGCAGAGACGGAUGUCGAGGCCGGUGAUGAUCAUCCUGCCGACGACGCCGGAUACGUGCCUUACGCUAAGUACGAUCCCUAUACCUCCUACGGACAAUACAUGCGAGAUGCGGAGGAAAAGAGGGGAGAUGACGGCCACCCUCCUCCACCAACCGAUUAUGGAAGCUAUGCUCCAUACAAGUCAUAUGCCCCUUACACAACCUAUGGCAACUAUAAACGGGGUGAGGAUGACGCCGGCCACGAAGAUCAUGCCGGCUCUCCAGACGAUGGAUAUGGAGAUUAUGCCCCCUACCGCUCUUAUGCGCCUUACGAGGACUACCACACCUACAAGCGUGACGCAGAGGAGAAGAGGGGAGACGAUGACCACCCUCCUCCUCCUCCACCUCCAACCGACUAUGGAAGUUACGCUCCAUACAAGUCCUACGCCCCUUAUACCACCUAUGGAUCCUAUAAGCGGGAUGCAGAGAGCACCUAG
Molecule: messenger RNA, 546 nt
Organism: Aspergillus melleus
Lineage: Eukaryota; Fungi; Ascomycota; Eurotiomycetes; Eurotiales; Aspergillaceae
Exons: 1
Coding region: 1-546 (181 amino acids)
Source: RefSeq, a predicted model, not a curated record